Prunus armeniaca (apricot) is the source of this 1431-nucleotide messenger RNA. Lineage: Eukaryota; Viridiplantae; Streptophyta; Magnoliopsida; Rosales; Rosaceae. The record is from the annotation of a GenBank genome assembly.
AUGGCAUCCCCACAGGCUCCCCAUGUUGUCAUCUUCCCUUUCAUGGCUCAAGGCCACACUCUUCCAUUACUAGACCUCUCCAAAGCUCUUUCCCACCGCAACAUCAAAGUCACCAUCAUCACAACUCCAGCCAACGCAAAAUCAAUUGGCAAAGACACAGAAAACCACCCGAACAUCGGACUCGUUGAGAUCCCAUUUCCCAUCAUUCAUGGCUUGCCUCAAGGCACAGAAAACACCUCCCAACUUCCAUCCAUGGAGUUCUUAUUCCCAUUCCUCAUGGCCACCAAACAGCUCCAAAAACCCUUUGAACAAGUCCUCCAAGGCAUGAGCGUGUCCAAAUCACUUCCCAUCUGUGUCAUUUCAGAUUUCUUCUUGGGCUGGACUCUGUCUUCAUGCCAAGCUUUUGGGGUGCCUAGAUUGGUUUUUCAUGGCAUGUGUGUCUUGUCAAUGGCCAUAUGCAAAUCUGUGUGUGUGCACAUGCCACACACAAAAGCAAAGUCAGUUUUGGACCCAAUAGACUUGCCAGGCCUCGAGCUUCCCUUUCAUCUGAGUGUUUCUGAAUUACCAGCUCAGCUCAUUCAAGCAACUGAUCAAAACGACCCGUUUUUCCAGUUCAUGUCUGAUGUGGGGCAAGCUGACUGUAACAGCUGGGGGGUUGUGGUGAACAGCUUUGAGGAGAUAGAAAGCGGCACCGUUUCAUCAUUUGAAACUUUCUAUGAAAAUGGAGCUAGGGCUUGGUGCUUGGGGCCUCUUUUCUUGUAUGACAAAGUUGAAGGGAUCAACAAACCCAUCAGCCAGAACCAACCCAACAAGUUGAUCCAAUUUCUCAAUGAUCAAGUCACUCUGGGCUCUGUGCUCUACGUCUCAUUUGGAACACAAGCAGACUUGUCAGAUGCUCAACUUGAUCAAGUGGGUUUGGGCUUGGAGGAGGCUUUGGUUCCAUUUCUAUUGGUGGUGCGGUCAACCACUUGGUCUCCACCUAAUGGACUAGAAGAGAGGUUAGAAGGUAAAGGAUUGAUCGUAAGGGAAUGGGUGAACCAACAUCGAAUACUAUCACACCGAGCGAUCGGAGGGUUUUUUAGUCAUUGCGGGUGGAACUCGGUGAUUGAAAGUAUAUCUGCAGGUGUGCCCAUUUUGGCUUGGCCUAUGAUUGCCGAACAGUCUUUGAAUGCCAAGCUUGUUGCUGAAGGGCUUGGGGCUGGACUUGGGAUUAGAAAGUCUCAUGAUGAUUUGGGUUCAGGGAUUGAGGUAUCAAGGCAGGCAAUUUGUGAAGGUGUGAGAGAGUUGAUGGAAGGAGAGAGAGGAAAGGAUGCAAGGGAGAGAGCACAAGCCUUGGGAAGAGUUGCUUGGCGUGCAGUUCAAGAAGGUGGCUCAUCCCAUCAAGCCCUAAACAAGCUUAUUGACCAACUUUGUGCAUUUUCUGGACAUUAG